AUGGGAUCAAUAGUUAAGUUUACAGCAUUAUCAGGAGGUGACAAUGAAAAGCCUCCUUGCUAUUUAUUAGAGAUUGAUGAUUUUUGUAUACUUUUGGAUUGUGGUCUGAGCUAUGACUUGGAUUUCUCAUUGUUAGAACCAUUAAAAAAGUAUGCAGAUAAAAUUGAUGCAGUUUUAUUAUCAAAUUCAGAUUUAUUACAUAUAGGUGGAUUACCAUAUGCAGUUGGUAAAUUAGGAUUAACAGGUACAAUUUAUGGAACUACACCAGUAUUGAAAAUGGGUACAAUGUUUUUAUAUGAUUUAUAUGAGAAUAAAAUGGCGCAGGAAGAAUUUGAUCAGUUUAAUUUGGAUAAUGUAGAUGCAUGUUUUGGUGAAGAUAGAUUUAAAGAACUUAGUUUUUCGCAGCACUAUUUAUUGCAAGGCAAAGGAAAGGGUAUAUCGAUAACACCCUAUUUAGCAGGUCAUAUGGUUGGUAGCUCGGUAUGGAGAAUCACAAAAGGAACCUAUUCAAUUAUAUAUGCAUUGGACUUUAAUCAUAGAAAUGAGGGCCAUUUAGAUAGUUUACAAUUAACAAGUGAUAUUUUAAAGCCAUCAUUACUUAUUACCGAUUCAAAGGGUGUAGAUAGAACAUUACCAUAUAAAAAGAUAGCGACUCGUGACCAAGCAUUAUUGGAGAAAAUUCAUAAUAGUCUUAGAGCUGGAGGUAACGUCUUAUUACCUGUCGAUACUGCUGGUAGAGUUUUGGAACUUUUACUUUGUAUAGAAAAUUAUUGGGUCAAAAAUCGUCUUAGUCUUUAUACAGUUGGCUUUUUAGGUCGUUUUUCAUUUAAUGUAUGUCAGUUUGCAAAAUCACAAUUAGAAUUUAUGAGUUCGAGUGCAUCAGUACGUUUCGAACAAAAAAUCGACAAUCCAUUCACAUUUAGACAAAUUAAAAUAUUUUCAACUUUAGAAGAGAUACCAGAGACUAAUACACCAAAAGUAAUUUUAACAAGUUCACAAGAUUUAGAGACUGGCUAUUCAAGAGAUCUUUUUAUAAAAUGGUCAUCAGAUCCAAAGAAUUUAAUUUUAUUCACAAAUUAUAUACCAGAAGGAAGUUUAGCAUCAAAAGUAAUUAACAUUGCAUCCAAUAAAUCAAGUGGCUCAAAUAAAACCAUUGAAAUUCAACAGGGUUCAAGAGUACCGUUACAGGGUGAGGAGUUAUUAGAAUAUGAACAAAGAAUUGCCAAAGAAAAAGAAGAAAAACUUUUAGAACAAUUAAAAAAAGAGCAAGAAGAGCAAGAAGAGCGUGAGCGUUUAGAAAUGGAAGAAAAAGGUAUGAACCUUGAUGACAAUAAUGACGAAAUAAUGAUUACAAAUGGUGUCAAUGAACCAUCAUUACCAAAUGGAACAAUUAUCAAUGACUCAUUAUCAAACUUUAAAAACCCAUUCGAAAAUAAAUAUGACUUGUCAAGAGGCCAAUUUAGAAGAGAGGGUAUGGUUGCAAUGUUCCCAUACUACGAAAAGCAUGUUAAAUGGGGUGACUAUGGUGAAGAGGAUGAGGAGUUUAUCGAAAAGAAUCAAAAUCAAAAGGUUGAGGAGGUAGCAAUGGAAGAGGAUGAAGAAAAUGAACAAGAGGUUCCAAAAAAGAUUGUUGUUACAACUCAUCAAUGCGAAGUUAAUUGUAAAGUUGAUACCAUAGAUUAUGAAGGUAUUUCUGAUGGUAGAUCUAUUAAAACUAUCAUUCAACAAAUUGCUCCUACAAAUUUAGUUUUAAUUAGAGGUAAAAAAGAUCAAUCGAAAAAUAUAGAAAAUUAUGUUAAGGAGAAUAUGAGAACUAAAGGUAUCUUUUCUCCAGCAAUUAAUGAAGAGUUGGACUUAACAUCCGGUACAAAUGUUUAUGAAUUAGUUUUAAGAGAUACUUUAGUAAAUACAUUAAAACCAUCAAAGAUUUUAGAUUGCGAAGUGUCAUUUAUUCAAGGUAAAGUGGAAUAUAAUCCAGAAAACAAUUCAUCCUAUUUAGAUAUUAUACCCAGCGAACAAAAUAAUGGCCAUGAUGAAUCGUUUAUUGGUGAUAUUAAAUUAGCAGAUUUAAAACAAGUUUUAGUAAAAGCUGGUAUCAAAAAAGUUCAGUUCGAUCAAGGUAUUAUUAAUUGCAACGAUUUGGUAUAUAUUUGGAGAGAAGAUGUCGGUGGAAAUUCAAUAAUUAAUGUUGACGGUAUAAUAUCUGAUGAAUAUUAUCUUGUAAAAGAACUUUUAUACAGACAAUUCCAAAUAGUUUAA
Messenger RNA from Dictyostelium purpureum, 2259 nucleotides. RefSeq lists its product as uncharacterized. Gene Ontology annotation, cellular component: mRNA cleavage and polyadenylation specificity factor complex. The transcript has 3 exons. The record is from RefSeq and is a predicted model, not a curated record. NCBI's taxonomy places the organism in Eukaryota, Evosea, Eumycetozoa, Dictyosteliales, Dictyosteliaceae. Gene Ontology annotation, biological process: mRNA 3'-end processing by stem-loop binding and cleavage. Gene Ontology annotation, molecular function: RNA binding. Bases 1 to 2259 code for a protein of 752 amino acids.